AUGCUCAAUUCUAGAGUUGUUCCGGAGUUUUAUCGUUAUCAGGUUUACAUAUUCAACAAGAUGUCUGGCCAGACCCAGCGUUUGAAUGUCGUCCCAACUGUCACUGUGCUUGGAGUUGUCAAAGCUCGUCUUGUAGGUGCAACCAGAGGCCACGCUCUUCUCAAGAAGAAAAGCGAUGCUCUAACAGUUCAAUUUCGAGCUAUCCUUAAAAAAAUCGUCACAACAAAAGAAUCAAUGGGAACUGUAAUGAAAGCUUCCUCCUUUGCUUUAACUGAAGCCAAAUACGUUGCAGGAGAAAACAUCAAAUUCACUGUUAUUGAAAAUGUCAAAACCGCAACUCUCAGAGUCAAAUCACGCACAGAGAACAUUGCAGGUGUAAAGCUUCCUAAAUUCGACUACUUCACUGAAUCAGAAACAAAAAACGACUUAACUGGUUUAGCAAGAGGUGGGCAACAAGUUCAAGUAUGUAAAACUGCAUAUGUGAAAGCAAUUGAGGUUCUUGUUGAACUUGCAUCCCUUCAAACAUCUUUCUUGACACUCGAUGAAGCAAUCAAAACUACAAACCGUAGGGUCAAUGCUCUUGAGAGUGUGGUCAAACCAAGAUUAGAGAACACCAUAAGUUACAUCAAAGGGGAGCUUGAUGAAUUGGAAAGGGAGGAUUUCUUUAGGUUGAAAAAGAUUCAAGCUUAUAAAAAGAGGGAGAUUGAAAAUAAGAUGAAAGCUGCUGCUCAGUUUCGGGAGUUACAAGCUGCUGAACAUCUUUCUUUAGAACAAGGAAUCUCCAUUAAUGCUGCUCAUGACAUGCUUACUGUUGCCCAGAAAGAUGAGGACAUUAUCUUCUGAAAUGGAGCUAUAUAUUUGGAGUCAGUUUUCACUUUUCAUACAAUGUGGUUACCAUGAACUUAUCUUUCUUUUAUUUGUAUUAUGUUUGUUGUUUUUGCGGAUUUUGUUAAUUUAUCGAUUUUUUAAUCAUGCUAUUGUUUACUUUAU
Lactuca virosa is the source of this 990-nucleotide messenger RNA. The record is from the annotation of a GenBank genome assembly. Lineage: Eukaryota; Viridiplantae; Streptophyta; Magnoliopsida; Asterales; Asteraceae.